Messenger RNA from Linum trigynum, 2286 nucleotides. NCBI's taxonomy places the organism in Eukaryota, Viridiplantae, Streptophyta, Magnoliopsida, Malpighiales, Linaceae. The record is from the annotation of a GenBank genome assembly.
AUGAGAGAGAGAGUGCUGAGAGGAUCUUCGAGUGGAGAGGAGACCAAACGUUUUUUGUUUUGCAGGUCUGAUGCAGCAGGAAUCGGCAGCAGCAAUGAAUCGAAGGAAAGUUGUACACAGAAAGAGGUUUUUGGUCCGAAAGUCAUCUCUGUUUCCAAGUCUAACAGGAGUAUACACGAGAAUUUUUAUCGACUUCAGGCUCAGGACUCUCUGAAAACUUGGUUCAUCUUUGUGGACGAACAACAAAUUUCUUGGCUUCAAGGCCUUCUCCAAUCGGCUGCUAUGAGGAAUUGGUAUUUCCCUCGUAAGUCCCUAUUGAAGAGUAGAGGCCGAAUCAUUCAUGUCGGUAUAUCAUCCAACCGUGGUUCUCAGUAUCUUCAAAUUUCAGAACAAAGAAGAAGCGGAAAAGUCUAUAAAAUUUUAAUACCUUCUGAUGGUGGAUGGGCCAAACUCAUUAACCUUCUUCAACGUUUUUACGCUUCCGAACUUCAGAAUCGCCUCAAAUCCUCUUACAAUAUCAGCCUACACAAUCUGCCUCCACCUCCCUGUCAAUCCGCUCCGUCGUUUUCGAGAAGAUCUUAUGCUGAUGUGGUCAAAGGUUCUGGUUUCUAUGCAGCAGGAAAGUGUAAAAUCGUCGGACAGGGCAAAGAUAAACAUAUUGAGGUUGAUUCUGAUGGAGUGCAAGAAAGGCGGGAUUUAUUGGGUAGAAGUCUCUUCAUCAACUUCCAGAGCCUCAAAGCUUCAGAGUUUUUCACAGCUGAUUAUAUUCAUAGCUUUAGAGAAUGGGCUCACAGGAGAUGGUCAAUUGAUGAUAAUUACAGCAUGGAAAACAGGGGGAACGGGAGCUGGAUUCUCAUCUGCCCAAGCAUCGAUCAAGCGCUUCGCAUUAAGAGGUUAGGCCAACUCAAGUUCAAAGAUUUCUUAGUCACUGUCUCUGAAUGGAAAGAUCAUGAGGAGAAGUACAGCAAUUCGGAUAAGUGGAUUCUCGUUUACGGCAUUCCUUUGCAUCUCAAAAGCAUCAAUCUCCUGAAAUCUAUAGGUAACUUCUGUGGGUCUUUCAUCGAAAUCGAUUGGUCAUCUUGGAGCUUGGAAUUCGUUCGGAUCAGGAUAAUGUGCAAAAGGGAUAUUCCUCUUUCAAUUCCUGUCCGAUAUGCAUCUGAUCAAUUCAUGAUCAACAUCAUACCUCCGCCGGCAACCUAUGAUGCUGCCGACAAAGCAAAUGGUUUUUCUCAGGCGGUUCAGAAGUCGAAGAGCCGAUCUCCUGUUCUGCCACAUCGUUUCUCGGAUAGCAUUUCACGCCAAUCCAAUCCGGACCUUCCAUUGGUCAACGCCUCCCAAUCUGAUUCCGAGGAAAACAAGGGUGAAGGCGUAUGGUCACGCAGGUCUGUCAGAAGAGUGUGGGUCCGGAAAGAAGGCCCUAUUUGGAUCAAACCCUCAGCCACCUCACCCGCAAACCCUCCUGAUGUCUUCUCAUCCUUUGACUUAACCCCCUCAUCUCAAGCCCAAUCCCCCCUGACCCAAGUGCCUCAAGCCCAACUUCCUCUGACCCAAUUCCACUUGACCCAAUCCUCUCCCAUCCAAAUCCAGACCCUUCUAGACCCGGCCCAGCCUUCCGCAGCAUUUCUUUUCUUCUUAGAAGCCUUGUCUUUUCCCAAUCCUCUUCAAUCUCUUCUCCCUUUUCCUUUUAUGUUUACUGUAACCCAAUCCACUUUUUCCUCAUUUAUUCUGAUCCUCACUCUCUCCAACCAAGACCUCUUCAUAAGCAACCCACGACCUCCAUUAGAACUUCCCCUCCGUCUUUUCCCCCGAACCAUUUCUCCUCCCCCUAUUCUCCUUGAUUCCCCUUCAUUUCCAGCCUCCCCUGAACCUUCAUCCCUGACCUCGCAUACUUCCUCUGAUACCGACCUCUUCCUCGCAUCUCAAAUCCCUGAAUCGGCUGAUCUCCAAGCUCCAUCUAUCUACACGGAUUUUGAAGAGCUCCCCUCACCUUCAUGCUCUCAAGCAACUGAGGAUGUCAAUUGGAACUUUGAAGCUUAUCCUUUCGAUCUCUUAUCCCUGGUCGAGUCAAGUGUGAAUCUGGGUCAUAUCUUCUCGCUGGGUCAUGACGAAGGAAUGGAUUCUGUUGAAAAGGUGAUAACGGAAAAUGCUAAAGAAGUACACAGCAAGAAAGUCAGAACUCCACGGUCUAGACUUGAAAUGGAAAUUCACAGACUUGGACCUCAAUCAUCUCCUCCUAAAGGUCCAAGGAAGAGUGCUAGCAGGUUAGCUGGAGUAUAUCAUCAGUAA